AUGUUUGACAACACGCAGUACCCCUAUAACUGCUUCAAUUAUGAUGGGGAUGAUUAUCCUACCUGUAGUUCUGACGAGGAGAAAAAAUUCACCAGACCAGCGUACAGCUACAUUGCCUUAAUUGCAAUGGCCAUCCAGCAAAGCCCUUCAAAUAAAGUCACCCUCUCUGGCAUUUAUGACUUUAUAAUGAAGAAAUUUCCUUACUACAGAUCAAAUCAAAGAGCCUGGCAGAACUCCAUCCGACAUAACUUAUCGCUUAACAGUUGUUUUGUGAAGGUUCCCAGAACAGAAGGGAAUGAGAAGGGGAAAGGAAACUAUUGGAGCUUUGCAACGGGAUGCGAAUCCAUGCUGGAUCUCUUUGAAAAUGGGAAUUACAGGAGAAGACGGAGGAGGAGGAACGUGAAGAGGGAACAUAAGGAGCAGAGACCAAGCAGAGUGAAAAGUCCUUCAUCCCCCAAUAUCUCCUCUGUGGACUCUGCUUUGAACAACAUUUCCUCUUCUGAAAGUAAACAUGAAAGAAUUGAACCAGGCCCAAAACUUCUGGAGCCUUGUGGGUUUGCUCCAAACAGCGUGACCAACAGGCAGAGCCUAAGCAAUUCCUCCUUAGCAAAAUCGGAUUCUGAAAUCAAAUUUAGCAUCGAUUACAUCCUUUCAGCCCCUGACCCUUUGCCUGUCCUCAGAUCUCAAUAUAACAUGCAAGAAAAUAAAUAUCACCUACUGGAGGCCCCGCAUAUUAAUCUCCAGUUCUGGACAAUGUGAUGUUAUUUAUUUGUGGUAACAAAGUCUGAGUCUCAGUGUGUUCAGCAGCCUCAUGUCACUGAAAAUCAGCUGCCUGCCUCCUCGUUCUCCUCCCAAGCAGUGCUCAGAAAGGGUUACAGACUCACCAGCUGAUGCUCUGUCUGUACCCAAAGAACUUUGCUAAGAUUAAAGCAUAAAUAACAGUUACCAAUAUCGGUUUUCACCAUGCUGAAAUUUAUGAAAUUCUAGCUUUAUUUUCUAAACUGUCUUGGACAUCAUUUAGCACCACAAAGAAUUUCCUUCCUCAAGCAGAAUCUGACAGAGAAGAGAC
Messenger RNA from Pseudopodoces humilis (Tibetan ground-tit), 1069 nucleotides. RefSeq names its product forkhead box L3 (gene FOXL3). NCBI's taxonomy places the organism in Eukaryota, Metazoa, Chordata, Aves, Passeriformes, Paridae. Gene Ontology annotation, molecular function: RNA polymerase II cis-regulatory region sequence-specific DNA binding; DNA-binding transcription factor activity, RNA polymerase II-specific. The record is from RefSeq and is a predicted model, not a curated record. Gene Ontology annotation, biological process: cell differentiation; regulation of transcription by RNA polymerase II; anatomical structure morphogenesis.